Messenger RNA from Lachnellula hyalina, 1404 nucleotides. RefSeq names its product Tryptophan--tRNA ligase, cytoplasmic (gene wrs1). The record is from RefSeq and is a predicted model, not a curated record. NCBI's taxonomy places the organism in Eukaryota, Fungi, Ascomycota, Leotiomycetes, Helotiales, Lachnaceae. Gene Ontology annotation, molecular function: ATP binding; tryptophan-tRNA ligase activity. The coding region runs from base 1 to 1404 and encodes 467 amino acids. Gene Ontology annotation, cellular component: cytoplasm. The transcript has 3 exons. Gene Ontology annotation, biological process: tryptophanyl-tRNA aminoacylation.
AUGGCAGACCCAGAACCCUCAAUCACCGCCGCACUGGCAGCAGAUGCGCCAACUAUUACUGCCUCCAAACAGACUGUUGAUCCAUGGAAUGUCGCUGGAGAAAUUGGAGCCGAUGGAGUUGCCAAAGCAAUCAAUUAUUUGACUCUGAUCGACGAGUUCGGGACUAAGAAGAUAUUGGAGGAGGAUCUGGCGAGGUUCGAGAAGGUUACUGGACAUCGGCCUCAUAGGUUCAUGCGGAGGGGAAUUGUGUUCAGUCAUCGGGAUUUAAAUUUGAUACUGGAUCGUCAUGAGAGGGGGGAGCCUUUCUUUUUGUACACAGGGCGAGGACCGAGCAGUGAUAGUAUGCACAUUGGACAUACGGUUCCUUUCGAAUUUACCAAGUGGUUGCAAGAUGUAUUCGAUGUACCAUUGAUCAUUAUGCUUACAGACGAUGAGAAGUACCUUUUCUCAGAGAAGCGGACGAUUGAGGACGUACAAAAAUUUACAAUUGCCAACACGAAGGAUAUCAUUGCCGUUGGAUUCGAUCCUAAAAAAACUUUCAUAUUUAGCGACUACGAGUAUAUGGGUGGAGCAUGGUACCGAAAUAUAACUCGAAUCUCCAAGCACGUUACCUACAAUGUUGCAAAAGCAGUCUUUGGAUUCAACGACAGUUCCUGCAUUGGCAAAAUCCACUUCGGAGCCGUCCAAGGCGCCACCUCCUUCGCAUCUUCCUUCCCACACAUCUUUGGCGAGGACGAAUCCAAGACAAAUGCAAUCCCCUGCCUAAUCCCCUGUGCCAUCGACCAGGACCCCUAUUUCCGCAUGACGCGGGACGUAGCAGCGCGCCUGCACUUUGCCAAACCGGCACUCAUCCACGCACGCUUCCUCGAUGCUCUGCAGGGCCCUGGAUCGAAGAUGAGUGCUUCGGUCGACAGUUCUGCCGUCUUCAUGACAGACGAGCCGAAUAAGAUCAAGAACAAGAUCAAUCGAUUUGCCUUCUCCGGUGGGCAGGUGACGGAGGCUGAGCAAAGGGAACUGGGAGGAGAUGCCGAGAAGGAUGUUUCGUUUCAGUACCUGACGUUCUUUUUGGAAGAUGAUGAGGAGCUGGAGCGCAUACGGGUUGCGUAUACAACCGGGAAGAUGCUGACGGGGGAGCUGAAGGCGAAGUGUAUUGAGGAAUUGCAGACCUAUGUUAAGAGUUUCCAAGGCAGACGGGCCGCUGUCACGGACGAACUGGUGGCUGAUUUCUUUGCGCAAAAGAAGCUGCAGUGGGUGGGGAAUCCAAAUCCUAUAGUUGUGGCUAAGGAGGUGGGAGAAACGAGUGAAGUGCCUGCAGAGGGAGGGAUGACGAAAAACCAAUUGAAGAAAUUAGAGAAGCAGAAGCAGAUAGAUGCAAAGAAGGCUGCUAAGGCGGGAGCUUCUUGA